UUUUUGCAGGAUAUUCCAAGUACUGGAGUGGAUCAAUGGUAUAAACUAGAAGCGCGGACACAAAGGAGCAACAUUCAAGGUAGAAUCAGACUGAAAUUAUGGCUGUCAACAAGAGAGGACCACGGAACAUCCGAGGAAGAUAAUUGGGGCGAGUUGAGGCAACAGGAAAGGCUGUACACAAUUUUCCUUAAUCACGAAAUGAACAAACAAGGGGAAGAUUUUAUUGGAGAAUUGCCACAAACCGCUUUGACAAUCUUACAUCAACAUGCGGUACAAGGUGAUGUCACAGAGUUGCAGCAAGCUUUGAUAAGAUGGGUAGCAAGUUCCCGGCAGCCCGCCGUCGAUCCACGAAUGCUUCAUCGUCUUCUGCAGGAACUUGACAAUCGAUGGCAUACUGAAACAUUGUCGCGCGACGCAGAACAGUGUCUUACGGAUUCCUUCAAUAAUUUUUUGGCAGUAUCUCUGAAAAAAAUUGGACAACAUAGAGUACUAUAUCCGCCUCUGUAUAGGCCGACUAUAUCAAAAUUGGAUUAUCUGCUCAGAUGCUUGGGACUUCUCUCAAAUAUGAAGGCUUUCCGAACCUGUUGCCCUUUUAACAAAGAAAUUCGAGGCGAGAUCAUUACAUAUCUUAGAAAAGGAACUCUUGAAUGGUAUGAAGAUGUAAGACAACAAACAAUGUGUCACGAUCAAGAACCAGAUCAGGACAUUGAUCGAGUUUUGCAAGAUUUCACGAACUUAGUAACUGUAUUAUUAGUUGAUUUGGAGCAGGGGCUUCUAUAUUAUAACAGUCUCUUUGAAAGCACGAAUGGUGUGCCAUAUUUUUCUGCAGUUUACAAGCAACUGGAAAAACUGCUGGCGGAACACGUGGCGAAACACAUGGAGAACACUUCCGAGAUGCAUAAUGAGCUUGGUGCAAGGGUCACCACCGCCUGUCUACAACUUCAUGGUCAAAACAGAGACGAAGAAUAUGUUCUACCACCUGGUGCUGAGAUAGGAACACCGAUAUUCGAACUUUAUUUGGCACUCCAAGAUUUUGUAAACAUGAAGGAUAAUUUACCACAAUCGGACCAUAAAACUUUAGCGAUCUGCAAGUAUUAUGAGUGGUUUAGACCAGCUGUCGACAAAUGGCUGGAUCUGGCGAAACUUAAGGCAAUUCAAAGAGUACGGAGAGCUGCAGAACUCGAUCGAAUCUGCACUGGAGAAUACUUCGUCAAACACUGCACAUCAGCAAUUGAUGCCACUGCAUGCUUUUAUCAGAUUAAAGAAUUCUGGAAGAAAUUGGCGUGGCCAGACUUAACUGGAUCUUACAACUUUGUGUUAAAAGUUAUUGAUGCGAUAUGCAGUUCAGCAGCAUACUACGCAGAGAUAACACAUCAGAAACUAGCAGAUAGCGGAUAUUAUGAGGAAUAUACGCCAUAUAAGACCACAGAUGAGAUGUGUGUAGCUGUUAAUGGUCUCGAAUAUGUGAGAAGAUGGCUGUUGGACUUGGGCGAGGAACUUCGUGUGGAGCAAAUUCUAACGGCUUUAGAGACACAAGCGGGCGAAUCUGUUCGAAUACAAUGGCGAAAUGCUUUAAUAACACCACUGGAGCAAACUCCUGGGCAAAUGUUACUCUUCAUAAACCAAAUAAUCUCGAGAAUUGGGGCAAAGAUGAGACCAACUUUAAAAAAGACGAUGUUUCACUUAGCUUGGUCACCUGAUAAUUUACCGACUACAGAAGCGAUAGAACCUCUUGUGGCAUACCUAGACGAACAUCUGGUGGCACUCAACUCAGCUUUAUUAGCUGCGAAUUUCAAUCGCGUUCUACAGGAUAUUUGGGAAGUAAUUCUUAGUGAGUUAGGCAAUCAAAUGGAUGGAAAUUUAUAGGAUAAACCAGCAAUGUUUUACGAGAGAUUACACGAAGCGCUUGAUUUAUUAGUGAGAUAUUUCAACGCUGACGAUAAGGGUUUGCCUCUAGAAGUAUUACGUCGUCAGAGUUUCAUGAAUGCGGAAGAGCGUCUCCAAUAUCAUAAAAUGGACACAACAUUUUUGAUUGAUCGAUAUUAUCAGCAACGUCUUCUGGACCAACUUAGCACAACUAGUUAUGAAUAUGGAGUUUUAACUGUACGAGCUUAUUUGAAUCACGAUUCUCUUUGCGUCGAAGUGAUAAAUGCCAGAGAUGUUAUACCAUUAGACCCGAAUGGAUUCAGUGAUCCUUUCGUAAUAAUUGAAUUGUUACCGCGACGAAUGUUUGAGCAUUGUGCCGAGCAACAAACUAACGUCAAAAAGAGAACUCUAAAUCCCAUGUUUGACGAAUGUUUUGAAUUUUCAGUAAAUGUUGAGCAAUGUCGUGAUCCUAAUGCAAUGGUCCUUUUUACGGUGAUGGAUCAUGACGUUCUUACAGCAAAUGAUUUCGCAGGCGAGGCUUUUCUAGGACUCAGUACCAUUCCUGGCGUCGCCGACACAAAUACCAGCAUAGAGAAUUUUCAUGGCCUCAAGCAUCAAGAAUUACCGCUUAUGCACCAGAAAAAUCGACAUCAUCCAAUCCUUCAAAUAUUGGAAACUCGAGUCGGCGACAAAAUGGCUAUUGACUUUGUGAAAAAGCAGAAACAACGAUUCGCCACGACGUAAGCGCAUUACGCGCUGAACGAAACAAAGGGAGAAAAUUAUUGCGGUUGUGCCGCUAUCAAGACUUGUAUACUAAUCUUAAGAGUCAAUGAUGAAGAUCGAAGAGAAAAAAAAGAGAAGAAAGUCCAUCCCUGCGAUAUAUCGUCGAUUCUCACUUUCUCUCUCUCUCUCUCACGCACUCUACCUUUCUGCCUAUCUUUCUACCAGCCUUCAUUCCAAAGAUUCGUCAGAUCUAUUUCAGUAUAAAUCGUGUUGAAUAUAAUCAGUGUUGGAUCAAAAAAAAAUAAGGAAAAAAAAA
Molecule: messenger RNA, 2905 nt
Organism: Pogonomyrmex barbatus (red harvester ant)
Lineage: Eukaryota; Metazoa; Arthropoda; Insecta; Hymenoptera; Formicidae
Gene: unc-13-4A
Product: BAI1 associated protein 3
Cellular component (GO): secretory vesicle
Source: RefSeq, a predicted model, not a curated record